AUGGAGAAAACGAGUGAGAGAGGCAAAUCUAAUUUCGAAAGUUUUCUUAAGCAUAUCUCUCCUAGAGUCUUCGUCAAAUCCCGUAUCCAGAAUCGUGUGGGCUCGUCUUCUUCAAGAGGCAAAGCUGAAGCAGUGAGAAAGCCUCACAUUGUCCUGAAUGACAUUUGGAAAGCCUACAACGUUUGGAGCUGUUAUACUCUUGGCGUUCCUAUUACGCUGAACUGGAGAAGUGUUAACCAGUACUAUGCUCCCACCCUCUCCGCGAUCCAAAUCUUCACCAAGAAGCCUCUCAUCGAUGGAUCUUCUUCAAGGAGCUUUGGUGAGGACUGUCAUCUUUACUUGGAGUUCAACCAGACAAUGAGAAUUGAAGAUAGGCCUCCUCUUAUUGAAACUGUUACAAAACUAGCUAACAAGCACCAUGGAUUGGGUAGCCUAAAAGUCUCUGAUCUUUCUGAAAACAGUUGGUUUGCUGUAUCUUGGUCCCCGUCAAUUCAAAUUCCGGAAGUGCAAGUCGUGAAGGGAUAUUUCAUAACAUAUCAUUCAUUCACACCCGUGUUUCCAGAACCAUUUCCUCAAGAGGCGAAAUUUGAGCUUCCUGCUUUUGGAGUUGUGGGUUCCAAGCUCUCCAACAAUGUUUGGAUCAUGCCAGGGACCUCGGAUCAAGAGAACAUGAACAGUCUUGAGGAGUCUGCUGCCUCCUGGCUGGGGAAAGUCAUGUUCACUCACACCGAUUUCGACAUGUUUAUGGCUCAGAAGAAACCUAAUGACCUGCCAUCUCCAAGUGGGGUGGUCACUGGUGAGUGAUGACUAUCUCUGGGUUGAACUUCUCAUACAUCCUGGUUAUGUCAGUGAUGUGGUGUUGUCUGUCGAAAAAUAAGCCUGGUGGUGGUAUGGUAUCUUGUUAUUUAUGGAAUCUUUAGAUGAAAACUUUGCGAACAUCUGGAUUAGUUGGUUUUACUUCAAAAGUGGCAUUUGAGAUUGUUGUCAAAACUCAAUAUUUUCUUAUUGUAUAAUGUUAUGUGGAUUGAGUAUUUCUUAUUUUGGCAUCUUCA
Camelina sativa (false flax) is the source of this 1052-nucleotide messenger RNA. RefSeq lists its product as uncharacterized. NCBI's taxonomy places the organism in Eukaryota, Viridiplantae, Streptophyta, Magnoliopsida, Brassicales, Brassicaceae. The record is from RefSeq and is a predicted model, not a curated record.